AUGUUAAGAAUUAAAACUAUUUUUAAUUCCACAUAUCAAUUUCAAAGAUUAUUUUCAUUAUAUAAAACAAAUAAUGAAAAAAAUUCAAUGUCAUCACCAGCAAUAUUAAAUUCAACAAUAAAAACACUUAUCGAUAAAAAACAAUAUAAACAAGCCGUAGAUCUAUGCUAUCAAAAUCUUGAAAAAUGUACAAAUUAUACAAUUAGCAUAGCAAUUAAUGCUUGUAAUAUAUUAAAUGAUUAUCAACGUGGUAUCGAUAUUAAAGAAAAAAUUCCAUCAAAUGCACUUGAAAAUUCUUAUAUUCAAACAUCAUUAAUUCGGUUCUAUACACAAUGUCAUGACAUUGAUAAUGCACUUCAUCUGUUCUCUUCGAUAACAAAAAAAAAUAGUUUUAUCUAUACAGCUAUGUUCAAAGGUUUAAUAUCUAAUAAUAUGCCAGAAAAAGUAUUGGAUUUAUUUGAUGAAAUGACAUUUAAACCUGACAAGUUUAUUCUGGCAGUUUUAUUUAAUGCAUGUGGUGAAGUUGCUAAUGAUCGAGCGAUGAAGAUUGGAAGAAAACUGCUUGAUGAUAUGCUUAAUAAUUAUCGAAAUGAUAUUGUCUUAUUAAAUUCAGCAAUAGAUAUGUUAAUGAAAUUUGGUGAUGUUCAAGGUGCUGAACGUAUUUUUGGUUCAAUCAAGACGAAAGAUAUUAUUACUUAUAAUGCUAUGAUGAAAGGAUAUAUUCGAAAUAAAAUAUAUGAAAAAUCAUUGGAUUUAUUUGAACAAAUCAAUUUCAAUGUAGAUGAUGUAACUUAUAUUAUUGUAUGUAAUGCAUGUGCUCAACUUGCUAAUGAUCGAGCAAUAAAAAUUGGAAAAGAACUUCUUCAUGAAAUGCCUAAUAUUCAUCGAAAUAAUAAUGUACUAUUAACUUCAGCAAUAGAUAUGUUAAUGAAAUUUGGUGAUGUUCAAGGUGCUGAACGUACUUUUGAUUCAAUCAAGAAGAAAGAUAUUAUUACUUAUAAUGCUAUGAUGAAAGGAUAUGUUCAAAAUGAAAUGUAUGAAAAAUCGUUGGAUUUAGUUGAACAGAUGGAUUCAAACUUAAAUCAUGUAACUUAUGCUAUCCUAUUUAAUGCAUGUGUUCAACUUGCUAAUGAUCGAGCAAUAAAAACUGGAAAAAAACUUCUUCAUGAAAUGUCUAAUAAUUACCGAAAUAAUACUGUCUUAUUAAAUUCAGCGAUAGAUAUGUUAAUGAAAUUUGGUGAUGUUCAAGGUGCUGAACGUAUUUUUGAUUCAAUCAAGACGAAAGAUAUUGUUUCUUACGGUGCUAUAAUGAAAGGAUAUAUUCGAAAUGAAAUGUAUGAAAAAUCGUUGGAUUUAUUUGAACAAAUCAAUUUCAAUGUAGAUGAUGUAACUUAUAUUAUUGUAUUUAAUGCAUGUGCUCAACUUGCUAAUGAUCGAGCAAUAAAAAUUGGAAAAAAACUUCUUCAUGAAAUGCCUAAUAUUCAUCGAAAUAAUAAUGUACUAUUAACUUCAGCAAUAGAUAUGUUAAUGAAAUUUGGUGAGGUUGAAAAUGCUGAACAUUUUGUUAAAUUGAUAAGAAACAAAAAUAUUAUGACGUAUGGUGCUUUAAUGAAUGGUUACAAUAUUAAUGGUGAACCGUGGAAAUGUUUGAAGAUUUUUCAAGAAAUAAAACAAAAGAAUAUUGUUCUAAAUGAGAUCAUAUGGAAUUUAGUUAUCGGAUCAUAUUCACAAAUUGGUAUGAUUCGACAAGCUGAAUAUAUAAGUAAUCAAAUUCCUUUACAUAUUCAAAAUGAAAAACAAAUACAAAACUCAAUGAUUCAUAUGUGGGGCAAAUGUGGUUCUAUUGUAAAGGCCCAAAAUGUGUUUAAAUUAGUUUAUGAUCCUGGUACAGUGACAUACAAUGCGAUGAUUAAUGGAUUUGGACUUAAUGGAAUGGGUUCUGAAGCAAUUGAAUUAUAUAGAGAGAUGCCAAAUAAUCUACAUAAUGAAAUUUCACAUAUUUGUGUAUUAAAUGCAUGUUCUCAUUCAGGUCUUCUUCAUCAAGCUCAGAAUAUAUUCAAUGAAAUUAAUUUGAAAACAGAAAAAAUCGUAACUAUUAUGGUUGAUUGUUUAAGUCGUUUGUUUUUAUUUGAUGAAGCAUUAAAUAUGAUAGAUGAAUAUGAAAAGAAAAACUCACCAUGUUUUGUCAUGUAUAUGUGUUUAUUAUCUGGUGCACGUAAUAAUCGCAAUAGAAAUUUAUCUGAAAAGAUAUAUAAUCGAAUGAAAUAUUUGUUUCCUGAUCAGAAACAACGUCUUGCAUCAGGUGUAAUUCUUCUAUCAAAUAUAUAUUCAUCUGUCGGUGAACAUCAAUUAGCAAAAAACUUUCGAUCUAGUCAAAUAAAAGAAUUAGGAGUAAAAGUCAAAAUGGGAUUAUCAUGGACUGAUGCAAAUGGUGAAAUAGUCGCAUUCAAAGCUCAUGAUCAUUCUCAUCCUCAAUCAAGAGAAAUCCAUGCUGAAGCUGGUCGUAUACACCGUGAAUUGAUUGAAGAUGGCUACAAGUGUGAUUCUUCUUGGGUAACUCGUGAAUUAUACGAAGAAGAAACUAUUGAAUCAGCUUUAUGUGGUCAUAGUGAAAGAUUGGCAAUAGCCUUUAAUUUUAUUCAACGACCUAUUCCAGAAUUUAUUCAAGUCACAAAAAAUCUUCGUGUUUGUGGUGACUGUCAUGAAGCUACAAAACGAAUUGCAAGAAUUCGACAACGUGAAAUUAUCGUCCGUGACGCUAAUCGAAUCCAUCAUUUUUACAAAAAUGGACAAUGUUCCUGUCAGGAUCAUUUUUGA
Messenger RNA from Rotaria sordida, 2817 nucleotides. The record is from the annotation of a GenBank genome assembly. NCBI's taxonomy places the organism in Eukaryota, Metazoa, Rotifera, Eurotatoria, Philodinida, Philodinidae.